Molecule: messenger RNA, 1740 nt
Organism: Letharia lupina
Lineage: Eukaryota; Fungi; Ascomycota; Lecanoromycetes; Lecanorales; Parmeliaceae
Exons: 7
Coding region: 1-1740 (579 amino acids)
Biological process (GO): phospholipid transport; mitochondrion organization
Cellular component (GO): endoplasmic reticulum; ERMES complex
Molecular function (GO): lipid binding
Source: RefSeq, a predicted model, not a curated record
AUGAGUAGCCUUCAACAUGCUACUCCGCAGGUCCCACCACAGCAGUCCUCUCUUUCAUUCACACAAGGUUUUCUACUCGGCCAAGUAUCCGUCGUGAUCUUGAUCGGCUGCUUCAUCAAAUUCUUCAUCUUCGGCGACCCCCCUUCCCCCGAAACCACAGCCUCAGCACGCGCCCUCGCACGUCGAGAUCGCAGCCGCUCCGUCUCUCACACUUCCUCCUCGUCCAGCCCCCACAAGCUCAACAGCCAACGCUCCGCCUCCCACGUCCUACGGCCUCCGCCGAGACUGACGACCGCUACGAUUCUCUCGAAGACGUAUUACAAUGUCGAUUCCCACCAACAGGAGAGUCUGGAUUGGUUUAACGUCCUGAUUGCGCAGACGAUCGCGCAGUUCAGGAAUGAUGCGCAUGACGACGACGCGAUAUUGGAAUCUUUGACCGGGAUUCUGAAUGGGCAGCAGAAACCGGGCUUUUUGUCGGAUAUCAAAGUUACGGAGAUCAGUCUGGGGGAGGAGUUCCCGAUUCUGAGCAAUUGUCGGGUACAUCCCGUGGAUGAUGGUGAUACGAAUGGGCCUGAGGGGCCGAGGUUGCAGGCGAGGAUGGAUGUGGAUUUGAGCGAUUUUAUUACGUUGGGGGUCGAGACGAAGAUUAUACUCAACUAUCCUAAGCCGCUCACCGCUGUCUUGCCCGUUGCGCUGGCCGUUUCGGUCGUCCGCUUCUCAGGCACACUGUCAAUAUCCUUCCUGCCCUCGCAUUCUACGCCCGCCAGCACUCCGUCCGGCGCACCGCACCAGCCACCUUCGAUCACACCUACGACCCUCGCUUUCUCGUUCCUCCCAGACUACCGCCUCGAUCUAAGCGUGCGCUCUCUAGUCGGCUCACGAUCCCGCCUACAGGAUAUCCCCAAAAUCGCACAACUAGUCGAGAGCAGACUGCACGCCUGGAUCGACGAGCGCUGCGUUGAGCCAAGGGUGCAGCAAGUCGUCCUGCCAAGUCUAUGGCCGAGAAAAAGGAACACGCGGGGUCCUGGAUCCGCGGACGAUGAGGAAGCCGUGCCGAAGGAUGUUAUGAGGGACGUGAGGGAGGAGGCUAGGAAAGAGAUGGAGUCGUCGGGUAUCAGCACUAUAUUUCCAAGUGAAAUCCAGCAGCGGUCCGAGACUCAUCAGGACGCUCCCGUUCCAUUGGACGAAUCGACACCAUCUUUCGGUAUCCCAAGGGGAGAAGGUGGCAUUGAGAGUUGGUUGGAGGGUGGGGAGACAGGCGCAGGCGAUGCCGACGGAAAUUUUGACGCAGGAACAGAUGAUGGGGCGGACGUAGGACCAGGUUACGUCGGUUUGGUUGAGGUUGGCUAUGGUCCAGAAUGCAGCGACGAAGAAGAUGCAACUCAGAGCAACCUUCUUGCGUAUGGGGAGGCGGAGAUGUCAAACCUCCCAAAUCGGUUGGAUGAGGAUCUGCGCAGAUUUCGGAGUCAGCAUUGCUUAUUUUUGAGGUGGGAAUUGGAGUUGCGAGACAGGUUUAUGGAGUUGAACGUCUUCUUGCUCCGAAACAUGUCUAGCGACCCACCUUCAACACCAAAUAGGAAGAAUCAGCUCCGAGAUGCAUUGCCGUUGAUGCACUUGGCGCCAGGGUACGGGUUCGGUCCAGGCCGCUUUGAUGGGAAGGCAUUGGAAGAUGGUGGCGAAGACGGAAGCGGGACACCAGGACACGACGAUAGCCAAAAAGACCCAGACGCGUUUUCUUGA